This is a messenger RNA of Bipolaris sorokiniana ND90Pr, 1082 nucleotides long. RefSeq lists its product as uncharacterized. Lineage: Eukaryota; Fungi; Ascomycota; Dothideomycetes; Pleosporales; Pleosporaceae. Bases 165 to 716 code for a protein of 183 amino acids. Gene Ontology annotation, molecular function: translation release factor activity. Gene Ontology annotation, cellular component: mitochondrion. The transcript has a single exon. The record is from RefSeq and is a predicted model, not a curated record. Gene Ontology annotation, biological process: translational termination.
CUGGCGUGUUGCUCCGCUCUCCACUCAUCUCAUGACGCGCACGACAAUUUGUCAAGUCGCAUCGCUGGCCAACAUCAGACAACAAGGUUCCCCCGUAUGUCAAUGCUGCUACCACGACAUGCUGCUGCUGGUGCAUCAUCUCCAAUCUUGAAGAUCUAAAAAAAAUGCACCUUCUCCCGCUCAUCCCGCGUCUCACCCUCACCCGCGCACCUACUUCCGUCUGUAUCCAACAUGCCACAUUCCACAGCACCCCGGCACUCUUCUCCAAAGCCCUCCCGCCGCGUCUCAUACUCCUUGAAUCAGACCUGAUAGAGAACUUCCUCAAGGGCUCUGGUCCCGGGGGUCAAAAAAUCAACAAGACAUCUUCUGCCGUGCAACUCAAACACAUUCCCACAGGCAUUGUCGUCAAGUACCAAGACACGCGGUCCAGAGAGAUCAAUCGAAAGAUGGCAAGACGCAUCCUGCAGGACCGCAUUGAGGAGAUGGAGCUAGGAGAGGAUGCUAGGACAAAGGUCAAGGCAAGAGAGAAGAGUAAGAAGAAGGCAAGUGCGGCGAAGAAGUCGAAGAGGAAAUACAGAGCAUUGGAAGAAGCGAAACAGAGUGGGAAAGAGGAUGCUUCUGCGGAUGAGGAUGCUGUUUUGGAAGCAGUGGAAGAUCAGGCUCCUGUGCCGGACUCGCUGAGAGCUGGUGAUGUAAGCAAGGCCGCAAAUGAUUGAAGGCGGAAAGAUUCAAGACAUGAUUCAUACAAGAAAACGCAGGCUGUCGUGUGCUGUUAGAUAUAGACGCAGCAGGCCUGUAGCCUUUGACAAGACCGGCUUUGCAGGGUCUCGUCGCAAGAACCGGUGUUUCCACGCGUGAUUACAGCAAGCUCACGCGCCUGAGCUGUACACUAGAGCUCGAGGCCAAGAGGAAUCGGAGAAAGAGGGACCAGACAGCAGAGCUCUAGAUAGUGGCGAACAAGGCGAUUGCCAGCUGUCGAAGAAGCCCAUCAAGCCAGGCGGCACGUCGUAUUUCUGGCUUAAGCGCGUGUCGUAGUGCGUGUCCAAUAUAUACAGUAUCCAAGUGUGGGAAAGUAUCACGAA